Messenger RNA from Chara braunii, 2074 nucleotides. The record is from the annotation of a GenBank genome assembly. NCBI's taxonomy places the organism in Eukaryota, Viridiplantae, Streptophyta, Charophyceae, Charales, Characeae.
UCUGAUCCAGACGACCUGGUAGUAGAGUUAGAGCCCGGAGAUUCUGAUGAUGGUCGCGACGCUAUGCUGCGCCGCGUCCCCCUCCCCCUCCACCUCCGCCUUCGAGUGCUCCUGCUUCCACUGCAGCCGCUGCGCAACAUCCCUCCCACCUACAGAUUGUCCUGGACAUGGCGAGGAGGGGACUCGAGAGAUAGUUGACAAGGGAGACGACGACGACGACGAUAACAGGGAGGGGUACGAAGGCAGCAGUGAGGACGAGGAUGAUCCCGGCUAUUCCCUGAAACAUGUACGUGGUGACGACGACGACGACGGCGGAGAUGGUACACAGGCUGCAGGUGGUAUGCGGACGUCGGUUCGACAGUGUGCCGACCGAUGCAGUGGUGCAGGCAAGGGAGGCAGUGGUGCAGGCACGGGUGUGGGGGGAGGCAGUGGUGCAGGCAGGGGAGGAAGUGGUGCAGGCCAUGGUGGCGGAGGACGGGCGAGGCGAGAGUCUGCAUCGUUCACUCACACUGUGMACUGGGUUGAUGAGGGUGCGGCRACAGUAGAGGUCGGCGYCRGGUCGGCAGAGUUUGGUGCUGCGUCGGCAGAGGUCGCUGCAGAGGCCKCUCCCUCCGYUGCAGAGUUUGCAGGAGCGUCKGAGGAGGUYGYUGGCGAGGCUGCACAGGUUCGGAGGACUUCUGCGCAGUUGAGUGCCAGUUUCAGUGGUAUUUUAAAUGUUUCGUUAGAGCUUCCUCCGACACCGGCAGGCGAGCGUGGCAGUGGUGAUGCGGACGCAGCAGCUACGCCCGUCAGUCAGAUACUCCGGGAUAUACCUUCAUGCAACAUGGGUGACAUUAGUAGCAGCAUGUUGCAGGAGGCAGGAGAAGGGACACAGGGUUCGUCGGGGCAGCAGGAGCGUACAGUAGGGAAUGAUGGGGAUUGCCGACCUAUGCAGGAGCGAGCGCCAAAGUCGGAGCAGGAUAGAAUCGACCGCGAGGAGAGGGAGAGGGCGCAGGACUUGGCUAGUCGUUGCGAGAUGACACAGAGUAUUGCGUCGAGGGCACGGACAGAGCGGAUGCUCGAGAUGGGCGGUGCCAUGACGGUGGGGGAGUUGGAGCGGCAGGCACGGGAGGACCCAUUGCAGGCAGAUCGACGCGGACGGAUGGAUGAGGCGUCGAGGAGGUUCAUGGAAGAGGGCCCGGCUUACGUGCCGUGCAGCCCGUUACUGCAAUCGUCCACCACAGAUGCUACUACCCCCAUACAUGCUGAGGGUCCAGUCACGGGACGGAUUCCCGCACCGACACCUGCAGAGUCUCCGUCUCCCAAAUCACGAAAGAAGAAGAUGAGAGUAGGAAAGAGUUUUAGUAUUGUGAGGAGAGUGACACAGUCGAUGCGGGAGAGUCAGCCCGGGUUGGCCGUUUUACAUCCGCGGACUCGGGAGGCAUUGGCCGGGGACGUUGUCACGGAGACAGCAGUGAGUUCGUGUUGUGGUUUAUGUGAGGACAUUGGGGCUAAUGUGUGCAGUGUGCAGUGCGGGGAGGUUGCUUCUGAAGGCGGCGUUAGCGACGGUAGGUUCAGUGCCGCGACCGUUAGGUUUUGUGCCCAUGUUUUAAUGGCCAUCGUAGUGCAUGAACUUCGCCAUCGUYGUGGAGAUGGUUAUGGUCUCGAUUUUAAGUUUAGYCGCCGUGUUACUAGUGAGUCYGCUCKUCAUUACCGGGUGAUGGCGGAUCGGCAGAAGGUUUUAAAAUUGUGCGAGGGAUUAGGGUAUGCRGACGGGUUAUUGUGUGAGGUCACGGUAUACGUGACGAAAACUUCUGAGGAUAUUCCGGAUGAGGUGCCAAGCGGCGGCGUGGACGUAUUGGCAGAGAUGGUCAAUCUUGUGACGAGUGAUCUUCUUAAGGAACAUGCAGACAGCCAGAUCGAUUUCGUCGAGUGGGAAGUGAUACUAACCUUACCUUUACGUGGUCGUCAUUAUAUGCGUGGGGUGCUGCGAAUCGGGGAAGGUUACGAUAGGUGAGGGAGGUGGGUUUUAGUGGCGAUGAUCCACGUUUGUGAUUGGUAUAUCGGAUGGAAGGCGAGUGCGGCGAGACCACAG